AUGGAACCGAGAAGAAGGAAUGUUAGAGCCAAACAAAGAAAAAGAAGUUUGGAUGAUAUUUUAAUGUUAAUUAUCAAACCCAUGAAUAUCUCGACAAAGUUAUUGAAGCUCCGUACCGUAAGCAAGAUAUUUAAUUCAGUUAUAAGUGAAAAAUUAAAUUCUGAAAAAUUUUGGGAGAAACUUUGUUAUAAUCCCGAAAUAGUUCCUUGGCUUGCUAAGUUGAAGAGAAAUUUAUUUCCUUCUGUAAAAGAUGAUGUCCUUGAUUUGGUUCUUGUCAAUCAAAAUAACUGGAAAAAAAUGUAUCUUCAUUACAGAAAAUGGAAGAAUAUAUCUAAAUCAGUAAAUUCUUCUUGGCGGGAUUUGUACAAUGCCGGUGAUGGUGAAAAUUUCCUUUUUGUUGCAAGUUUUGCGGGACAUUUAGCCAUAAAUGUUGACGAUAAAAAUAUUGAUGUUGUAAUUUUUACUAAAGGCAAGAUAAAAAACUAUCGAUUGAUCAAACCGGUGGAUCAAGAAGAUUAUAAAUUGGAUGAAAUAGGUUUUUGGAAUGCUAAGAACGGUGGUAUUCUUCUGUACGUACUAAUGGAUAAUGGAUAUCUGUAUUUUGGAAAACAUACUAUGACUUUGUGGAUGAGCAAUAGCCAAGCAUUUGAAAAUAUCGUAUGCACUGAAAACGAUGUUUUGAUAUCUGUCUAUGACAACUUUACACACCUCAAAGAACACAUCCGUCCGCUCGGUUCUCCAUACCAUCCUAUCAACGGAGACACGAAGCAAAUUUCAGGGCUACCGAGUAACAUAAAUUUGAAAGAAUAUACAAUUAUUGGCAUGUUUGGUGACGCCGACAAUCUUAUACUAGCGUGCUAUAAGGAAAAAGCAAUAUUAAAAAUAAGGAUUAAAGUUCCAAAAUCUGCGCAGUCAACUUAUGAAAUUUAUAAUUUCACAUUAAUCACCCUGGAUGAUUCUAACGCAAGGACCACUUUUCAUUGCUACAUACCGCAUAGUGACGUUAUGGUGAUAGCUAAUGGUACACACUUGUGGAUAUCUUGCGAGUUCAAAAUUACCGAUGAUUUUAGCCACUACUUGCGUCAUGUAAAUUGCAAUAGAGUUGUCACCUCUAUUACAAUGCAUUGCAAUAUUAUACUCGCUGGUUUAAAUAAUGGAACAAUAUUGGUUGUAAAUCUUAAGUAUGAUCAGGAUCAAAUUAGAGGUCAUAUUGUUCUUAAUAAAAGACUUCGGAUUAAUAAUGUCGAUGAUCCGAUUAUCUCUCUUAAUAUUGAUGAGAUAAAUGACCGAUCAAGGAUCAUUGCUGGGACAAAGUCAACAAUAAAAUAUUUAGACUUUUAA
Messenger RNA from Cotesia congregata, 1341 nucleotides. The record is from the annotation of a GenBank genome assembly. Lineage: Eukaryota; Metazoa; Arthropoda; Insecta; Hymenoptera; Braconidae.